Messenger RNA from Aspergillus sclerotioniger CBS 115572, 357 nucleotides. RefSeq lists its product as uncharacterized. The record is from RefSeq and is a predicted model, not a curated record. The annotation marks the transcript as partial. Gene Ontology annotation, biological process: phosphorelay signal transduction system. The transcript is spliced from 2 exons. NCBI's taxonomy places the organism in Eukaryota, Fungi, Ascomycota, Eurotiomycetes, Eurotiales, Aspergillaceae.
CUGCGAGAGGCUCGCUGCACUGUCUUAACCGCUGAGAACGGCCACCCUGCAUUAGACUACAGAUCCGGUCCCUAUCAGCGACCGCACCGGACUCUCAUGACAAGAACUGAACUAACAGUGCAGGUUUUGAUGCCCAUUAUGAGCGAACCCGAAGUAACCCACAUUCUCCGCAUCCAACCACCUUUCACCACCGAUGCGAAGUUUCGAAACACGCCUGUUAUCGGGCUUCUCGCGUGUGGAGGCAUCGGCACAAUUAGCGAGGCCCAGAGAUUGGGAUUCAACGACUUUAUUCCAAGCCCGUUGAAACUCGAUCUAAGGAGGAGUCAUCUGAGGUUCUGGACAAGUAGAGAUUCCUAA